Messenger RNA from Oldenlandia corymbosa var. corymbosa, 891 nucleotides. NCBI's taxonomy places the organism in Eukaryota, Viridiplantae, Streptophyta, Magnoliopsida, Gentianales, Rubiaceae. The record is from the annotation of a GenBank genome assembly.
AUGGAGUGGAAGUUGAAACAGUAUCACACUUGUGUUGAUCCUGCACUUGAUAUUGUGGUGCCACUAAAGGAUGAUCCAUCCCAGUAUCCUUUACAUUUGCAAAAAGAUGAUUGGAUGUUGGGUUAUAUGGUAAUGGUGCAAGAAAUAAGGGAAGCAGCAGAGGAGUUGAAACAGAAAUUUGAAGCAGCAGAUGAAGGAGAAAAGGUCACAAAUUGGGAGCUGAUGAGUUAUAGUUUACGGACAAUGAUUCAAGAACUCAAGCCACAAGCCAGAGAGAUCUGCUUUCUUUUACUAGGUGGUGGAUUCAUCUGUAAGUACUCUUGCCAACUCAAGAUGUCGUCGUCUUAUAAAUAUAGAGUUGAGAUUGAGGACUUCAUGUGUUCGAUCCAAAUGAUUCUUCGCGGGUUUAGUGGAGCUGCACCAGAACUUGCCUUCAUUCAAGAGAAACUGGAGCUCUUUGGAGCUUUUAUUAAGGUUCUUAACAAGUGGCCAUACAGAUAUAUGAGUGAACUCAUAUGUCACAUUCAAACUUGGGCAAGUCACAUCUCAUGCCUUGUGUACUUGUAUGGAGAAUAUGAUGAGAGUCUAGCCUUUAUGGAAACUUUGAUUUCCGAGUUGAUGAGGAAAACUUUGUCCUGCAAUCCACGGUCAAUAACAUUGAUCCUUGAUGUGUUUAAGUCUGGAAAACGCCAUAAAUUUCAAGGUACAAUACUUUCUCAAUUCUUGGCUGAUUAUGUUAAACUUCUCCUUCGACAUGUGGUCAAACAUUAUGUGAUGGAUGAUGCGGAAAUUCUUGGUGAGGGGUUGACAUUUUUGUUAUCAUUUGCCAUGGAUAAACCGUAUGAGGACUCAAAAGAAACAAAACUGAUAUUGGCUGAGGUUUAUCAAUGA